AUGCUGUAUGGUAUUUCAAGGAAAUUGGUCUUAGUGUUUUUUGUUUUUACGGAAUUUGUUGUACAUGUCUUAAAUCUAACGGUUAGUCAUAAUGCAUCGAUCCCGGCUACAACUGAAUCAAAGAAUUUGCGUGUGCUCUACCGUUUUUACAAGCCUGAUAAUCUUGAUUUUGUGUAUGUCGCAAGUGUGAAUUCAAUUAGACAAUUUAGUGUCGAUAAACUACAGCUUGUUGCAGAACGUAUUACUGGUCCACAUAACUUCUCCAUCUAUUGUCUAUCGAAUGGUGAUAGCUGUGAAAAGUGUAUGCAUAUAGAUCGGUCAUCGUUUCCCUUCGGUUAUGGUGCUGAUUUCUGUCUCCCCCAUCCAACUAACAAUUAUGUCAAAGCAUGGGGUACUUCAGGUUUUCCAAGCCCUGAAAUACAUAGUUUCAACUACUCUGAGUGGGAUCAGGAAUCUCAUUUCGUAAAUGAUGACAGAAUAACCUUCGAAGAUGGCUUAUAUGUAUGCAAUACUGUCUUUCAUGGAUACUGUGAAAGGCUAGGUUUGAUAAAUGUCAGUCAAGAAUCCCCAUGGUCAAUCGGUACAAGAAAUCCACUGGUAGACAAGAAAAGUAAAAACCCACAAGAAAUACCAGUUGUUGGAUCUCUUCCCUAUACACAUUCUGUCCUAGUUGUUGGUUCAGAAUAUAUUUAUGUGGGCACAGAGCCUGAUGGACUCCAAGAACACACGCUCAUUACAUUUGAUCCACUAACUGUGCGACUAAAAAACUUUCACUUAUGUAGUACUCAACCUAGCUUUGAAAGCAGAGCCCAGUUGUCAACAAAUCCGAGCUUACGGAUACAAUACAAAUCUGCUUUCCGAUACAGAUCAAUGCCAACUAAUUUGGAGUCCCAAGAUCAACUGUUUAGACCUGCUUAUGUAUAUUUCGUUCUUCAGCAGCCUGAAAGUUCACCUUUUUUCCGGUGGCAAUCACGAAUAGCUCGAGUGUGUGACGGAGAUAAGUUUAUUUCCUCUUACGUUGAGCUGAAUAUAGCAUGUUUUGAGUGUAUAUUUGAAGAUGAUGAAAAAAUGUUUAACGCAUUACAUUUCUCUUCACGUGGUACUGUUGGGAAGCAGUUAGCUAGAGAAUUAUUAGAAAACUUUCAGUCCCAGUAUGAUGAUAAUUUGUAUUCUAGAAUUGAUAUAACUACUAAUGAUCAUUCAGAAGUUCUUAUUGUAGCGUUUGCUUCACAACCUAUUGACCCUUUAUAUUACUGGUCUACACGCAAUGUUAGUCCAGAUAUUGAUUUGCCGAAUGUUCAAUACAAUCCUGAUUCAUCAUAUCGACAUGGAUCAAUUUUGUUGCCUGGUUCUGCUAUCUCCUUAUUUUCUAUGACACAGAUUAAUGCCAAAUUUGAUCGUGUCGUUAUGAAUUGUUUGGACGGCAUUGGAAUGCAUGGACCGUCACAUUUUCUACAUUCUGGAAGUAGCGGAAAUUCUAGAUGUGUUAAAGAUGAUUAUUCUAGGAAUUUGAUCCAUGAUUGUCCUAGUAGUCGUCAACUCAAUCAGUUUAUUACAGGGAAUGAUCCAGACGAUGAUAUCUAUUCUCCAGCAUUGUUGUACUUCAAAUCUAAUGUUACUGGUAUGGCAAUAACCGCUGUAUCACAGGAAUUCACAGUUGCAAUAUUUACAACAGAUGAUGGCUAUCUAUACAAGUAUGAGCUUCUUGGUCUUCGCAAAGUACAUCUUUUAGGAUCUUUACAACUGGUUACAAAUGGCCAACCAAUAACAAGCCUAGCAUUGGACCACACUGGGACAAUAGCUUUUGCGACAUCAUUUCAAAAGGUUUUUCGCAUUGAGUUAUUCAACUGUUCAGCGUACUUAACAUGUCAGUCAUGUUUAAAGGCUCGUGAUCCUUAUUGUGGUUGGUGUAUAGCAGAAGGUCGUUGUUUACUGUUUCACCAAUGUCCUUUAGCAAUGUCUCGUGUAAAAACACUUAAUGAUCUCAAAAAGAAACGAUCUCCAAACAGGUAUGCUGGUAGCGAAUAUUCCGCAUUGGAUCGAGUUUAUUGGUUACACUAUAAUACCUCUACCAAUAAAUGCCCAGUAAUUAGACAAGUUAGUCCGCCUGGUAUUCAAAUAAGUAUAACCCCAACGGUUACUUAUGCAAAGGAGAACAGUCAAUAUUAUCAGCAAAACAUAAUUCUGAGCUUGGAUUCAUUUCUUUCACAGAACCUCCCUAAUUCUGACUUUCCAGAAGAAUCUCUUUCCAGAAAUCAACCUCAUCAAAUAAAUUCCUUUGACGAUUUCGGGAAUUCCCAUCAUCCAUCAUUGGAUAAAAGUAGUAUUGCUACGAGCUCUCAGCUGUUUUGCAGUUUUCGAGAAGCACCAACAUCAGUUCUUCAAAUGGAAUCCUUGAUCUCUGGAACUAUUUCUAAUUUUGAUUUAAAUAAAAUUUUGUUGAAUGUUACACGUACACCACUUCUCACUAGAACUGUUGCCAAGUUGUUUUACUCGUCUGGAAAACCUAUAGAAGCUCACUGCUUGUCUCCAGCCACAACACGAUUACCUCAACUUAAGGAUGAUAAAGCUUCUGUACCUUUGUUAUUAUGGUUAGAAAAAGUAAGAACAACUGAUGUAGAUCCUGAUAAUGUUGGUGCACUUGCACCUGCUUUAUUUGCUAUUUAUAAUUGUUCUCAACUUAAAGAUUGUCAGUCUUGUACACGAAGUCGUUUUGUAUGCGCUUGGUGUUUAUUUGAAGAUCAAUGUGUCUCCGUUUUUCCAACAUUAUCACCAGAUGGACAAAUAACAAAUAGUGUGUGUAAAGAUUCUUCUCAUCUUUACUCUAAAUCUUAUGAACAAAUUAAUCCUCCAUUUGGUAUUAUUCCUCCUGGUCAUGCUGACGACUGUCCAAGUUUCAAGGGAUCUCCCCAAAGAAUCACAUUGACUAGUGGUUCAUCGCUUACUGUUAACUUCUAUGUUUCGAAUGUUCAGAAACAACAAAUUGUUGGAUUUAGUUGCUCAGAAAACUGUACAAAUCAACACGUUCGUGCUUCAUUUAAUCCAUCUAAUUCAACCGUGUUCUGUCAUAUAGAAGUGAUGAAUCUGACCGAACACUUAAGUACUCGUCUGCUAAGUAACAAUGAUAUUCAACGAUCACAUGAUACAGCUGUAAUUUGUGGCUUAGAUCUUUAUUGGCACGGAUUGAACAGUCGUGAUGCAAAAGGCCAUCGUAUGGUUAACGAAGAUCAAGUUCAAGUGGAGGUUUAUGCAUGCGAAUGGUUGGCCGAAUACUGUGAUGAAUGUUUAGAUCUUCCUCCCCGAUUUGGUUGUGGCUGGUGUGUUUAUGCUCAGGAAAAUAUCCAUAAUAAUGACUAUGAGAAUAAAAGCAUACUAAAUGAAGGCAAAUGUCGUACUCAGAAUUCAUGCGUUACACGUAAAUAUUUUAAUGGUUCUGCAGCUGUACGUCAGCAUUCUUUUCGUCCGGGCGAUGUCUGCCCAGAUCCUGAAAUCCUAACUCUUUCCCCAACUAAUGCCACUUUGACAGGACAACCGAUACUUACUAUUACUGGUAGAAAUCUGGGUCGUAGUGUAUCUGAUAUAGUAGAUGUCUUUUUGGAUCUUCAAUCGAAAAUUCAAUGUAUUGUUUUAUCGGAAACAUAUCAACGUUCACAUAAAUUUAUGUGUAAGCUUGUUACAGCACCUCAUUUAUCACUUCCUGUUUCUGGCAAAUUAAAGGUUGUGAUAAGCAAUAAACGAUAUGAAGCAUUUUCACCUGUUUUUCACUUCGCUGUUCCUCAUUUAAUACAUGCCACACCUCACCGUGGACCUAAAGCAGGUGGAACACGAUUAUAUUUAUCAGGUACUAACCUAAACAUUGGGAGGCAACGCGCUGUUUAUUUAUAUCUCCCAACAAUCAGUGGGACAAGUGAUGAAUCUUAUCAAGAUAGGUUUUCAGAAUCUGAUGUUCAUGUGAAAUGUGAAAUUGAACAAGAAUCUGAAACAUUAAUUGUUUGUUUAACUACUCCAUUACUUAAAGAAACAAUGAAUACAAUGAGAAAUAAAAAACAAUUUAAACGGCAUUCAUCAUUUGUAAACUCUUACUAUGAUGACAAUAAUAAGACAUCAAUAACACCAGAAACAACAACGAUAAUAGAAGAUGAACAUCAUAUAUCAUUAUCAUUAGUUAUAAUGCAUGAUAUGACUUUAACUUAUCUAUCACAUUCAUUUUCAUUUAUCUAUACACCGAAUCCAUCUAUAAUGGAAGUUCAACGACAAAGCGUUUUGGUUGGAGGUGGAACUACCGUACGAGUUCUUGGAUCUUUUUUAUUUGUAGUUCAAGACCCUAGAUUAGUCUUUUAUUUCAAUGGUUCCGAGUAUAGUAUGAGUUGCCUUGUUUCUUCAAAUGGACAAUUAGAUUGUUUCAGUCCUUCUCUUGGGAUGUUUCAAGAUACUCAUUCGGUCAAGGAUAUGAAUGAUAAACACAUAUAUACAAGUGAAAAACUUGAUAAUCUCUCUAGUACUAGUGUUUGGACAAAUAGUAAACAAUAUAUUACAUCUCGUUUGCCGAUUUCUCAACCACUGGUGUUGUCUCAAUUGAAAUCAAACCGCGAGUUUUAUAAUUCUGCCUUUACAUCUAAUCCACCUAAUUGGCCAAUUGAUGUACCAUAUGGUUUUAUUAUGGAUGGUGUACAUCAACUUCGCAUAUUUGGUCUCAUUAAAGUGUAUCAAGAUCCUAUUGUAAUUCCAUUUCCUGAUGGUAUUCGUGUGGAAAAUCUUGAUGAUUAUCUAACAAAUGAUUUAAUAAACGAUCAGCAUAUUGAACUUAAUACUUAUCAACGUCAAAUAUCUAACCAAUCAUUGGAACUUUCAUCUCAAUCAAUUUCAUUGACAAAUACCCAUACAUUAUUCAAUCACAUAGAUUAUUCAAAUGUUAGACAAUUAAUUCGAAUUCAUGGCCAUUUUGAUGCUCUUAUCAAUGCUCCAGAACUAGCUAAAUCUGAUGAAUUAGUUGUAAGAAUAGGCGAUUCAUUAAUUUGUGAAGUUAAUUCCAUUAUAUUGACAGAAAUACGUUGUGAUUUAGAUAGAAAAAUGAUUCAUAAACAUCAAGAUUAUCCUGUUGAAGUUCAAUUUGGACGUUUUCUUAUUUAUCGUCCUGGUUCUGUUCGUUUUGUUGCUUUACGUCAAGCAGCGUUACGCAGUCAAAUUAUUAUGAUAUUUAUUGGUCUUCUUCUAAUUUUAAUUUUUGUUUGUCUGAUUGGAUUUAUAAUUUGGCGACGUUUUAUGCAACAUCAAAGAAAUUAUCAAGCUAAACUUGAUGAAAAAUACGCUGAACAUGAAAAUCGUGUUGUUCGUAUAUUUAAAGAAGAUUUCAUGGAAUUACAAACAAGUAUGCAAGAAUUUUCUCAAGAAGUGAAAAAGCAUAAUCUCCCUUAUCGAGAUUAUAAAACAUUCUGUCUGUUUUCGUUAUUUCCUGAAUAUCAUUGUGAAUUAAUGAAUCCAAUCGAUCCACAUUUAUCGGCUCCAUUAUUAAUUAAAACUGAUAUAACAAUUGAACCACUGAAUAGUGCAAUUGUACCAAGACAUCCAUUGUUGUCACCUUUCACAGUGCAUGUUCGAGCGCAUGAUGAUGCAACCAAAGGAAUCUCGUUAUUUCACGCACUCUUGUGCAAUCGUCACUUUUUAUACCUUUUAAUUCAUUUGAUUGAAGAAGAUAAAUAUAUAAUGGCUAAAGAUAAAUCUCGUAUUGCUUCUCUACUCUGUGCAGCUUUGCAACCGAAAAUGGAUUAUUUGACAAGUGUUAUGUUUGAUUUAAUGACCGAUCUUUUGUACCAACUUCGUCUUCAAGGAGAUGCUCGUUUAGCUACUGCUUUUCGACGAGCUGAAACAAUUGUCGAUAAAAUCCUAUCUAACUGGUUAACAUUCCUAUUGUAUAAGUUUAUUAAAAAUAGCGUCGGUGAAAAUUUAUUUUAUUUUUACCGAGCUCUUCUACAACAAAUAAAUAUGGGUCCACGUGAUGCUAUAACUGGGAAAGCUAGAUAUACAUUAGACAGUUCUUCAUUACUUCAAACAGAAAUGACUGGAAAGCAGAUUACACUCUGUGUUGAAGAUCCUCAGCAAUUAUUUGGUUUAUCUACUUCAUAUAUUUCUGUAAAAGUGCUUGAUUGUGAUACAAUAACUCAGGCCAAGGAGAAAAUUUUAGAUGGAAUCUAUAAAAAUAAGCCAUAUUCAAAACAAAUUAAAUCUACACAAUUAGAUUUAAAGAGAUUAGAUGAACAACGAGUUAUCGCACAAAACCCUGAAAAUGAAUUAUUUACUGGUCAAACUUUAACGGAUUGGGACGUAAAGAUUCGUUCGAAUUCAUCAAAUUCCACUGAUCAUGACAAGUUACCAUUCCGAUUGAACUGUAUUGCAGAUUAUCAUCUCAAAGACAAUGCACAUGUUGCACUGGUUACUUGCGAAUUUACUAAAUCCAAUCAUAGUCAAUCCAUAUCGAAUGCAUUACAAUCUAAUGCUUUUCAACCUCAAUCAACAGUAGCUCAAAAUUCAUGCUUUUCCGUGGAUGAAUUUGUCCAUAUACCUCCUAUGUCUCGUCCGUUACCACCAAUCUCUCCUACUGGUACUACAAAGUCAGUCAAAAAUAAUACUGACCAGCUAAUAAGUAUCACAAACCCUUUACUUAAUGCUCAUAUCAGCAGUGAUCAAUUAUAUUUGUCGAAAUUUUCUACUCCAUCUGAUGAACCUUUUUGUUUUCGUCCAGUCGGAACUCCUGAUCCUAAACUUUGGUAUCAUAUAGAGUGGACAGGCGACCAUAAUGACAAUAUCAUGAAUCCUAGUGGAACCAUCAAGAAAUCCAUUAAACGUCUAGAUAAAAGAUCUGAUAAAUUAGAGCGUUUGUUAUGCACAUGCAUUCAUAAAGUUGACGAUUCCCAUGCAAAUAAUUCUUUCGGUAAUAAAGGCGAUAUUUCUACACGUGAUUUAAAUCAAAAUGAAGUGACCAAAAUGUGUUCAGAAUGUACAACACGUCACCCUCUUUUAUCACCUUCUGAGGUAAAUUCUUUAAAGAACCAUGCUACGUUACUAUCGGUCAAUAAAUCAAAACGCUUUAAAAAGGGGAAGAAACAUCAUCACAAUCGCCUGAAUUAUAGGAGGGAUACAUCAGAACUUUCAGUUUUCAAAAGUGAAAAAAAAGCCUUAAUGCCAUCUGAAACUUCGAGAAGUUUGGAUCAUCUUAUGGAAACGUUACCAAAAGAAGUGUUCUUUAAUCGUCUUUUGUUAACACGCUUAUCUGUCACAAAAUAUAUGGAUAAAUUAUUCGAAGUCAUGUUCAGCAGCGUUGUACAGUCGCAUAGUUUACCAGCUCCAAUUAAAUAUCUUUUUGAUUUUUUGGAUGAUAAAGCAAUUAAACUAGGCGUACACGAUUCGAAAAUAAUUCAUGCUUGGAAAUCUAACUGUAUACAAAUGCGUUUCUGGAAUCAAUUCAUUACCAAUUUGGAUUAUAUAUUUGAUGUUCCCUUAUUACGUAAUACUGCAUUAGAACGUUCGUUUCAUGCAUUCAGUCAUGCUAUGACCUAUGCAUGUGCACCAAAUAAAGAAAAAAUAACUAAGGAUUCGUCUUGUGUAAAACUGCUUUUUGCUCCAGAUAUUUCUGUAAGUCUAAAAUAAAUUUUAUGAUUUGUACGCGAAAAAAUGAGACAAGCUUUUUAAGUAUAAAUAUUGCACGUCUUAUAUAAGUAUGACCUUCUUUUUGCUAUGACAUUAAUGUUCAUUGAUAACUCUAGCUUUUUCAUUUAUAAGUCAUUCUUUUGAUCAGCAACAUGAUAAUUAAUUUCUGGAUGUGAUGUGUUACAAAACUGAACCCUAUAUAAGUAGGAAAAGCAUGAGAUUGAAUUAGCAGAUUUUUGUGGCUGGACACUACCCCAAGGCGUUGCACACUGUCGCCAAAAUUCUACCUGGUCCUCCAUGGUUCUUUGGUGCAAAUCAUUGCUUGAUGAAACAACCCGUUUCUAAAAGGCUUAAUGUUUCAAGUUUUGUAUUUGAUAUUUUUCACUGCUUCUGUUAAUAGUUAUGGUUUUGUGAACGUACUUUUAUUCAUGAGUUUGUUAUUAGUCCCACACAACAUACAAGUAAAUAUUUAAUUCACUGAAAAAGAAAUCCGUUUGUAAUAAUGUUUAAUUAAUGUGUUAAAAUUAAAUUAUAGGGGUAAAUAUUGAAGAAAAUGUGGAAAGGUGAGAUAAUGAAGUGUAAAUUAUGGCGAUAAAACUUCGUUCUCAAUUUGCUUACAAUCUUCCUUAAAUCUUUAAAUGAAUCUAUCAGAAGAAAUAUAAACAGACUGUACAAAACGUAGAUGAAAAUCUCUUGAUAGUCUGCGAUUAUAGGCUCUUCUGUUUUAUACGUUCAAUAUAUGUAACACAAUUUUAGUAUUUUUAUACUAAAACACAAACUUUACUCAUUACAAAACUUGAAAAACUCUCACUGUAAUUAACAAAAUUGUGCAAGUUAAUAAUUCAGUACAUAAUGUUUUAUUUGCCUGUUAAUACAUCAGAUUACAAUGAAUUAGUUGAUUAAUAUUAAAUUGGGAAGCUUGUUUUGUGUACCUGUUGACUGACUAACCUUAAUUUAUUAUGGAUAUAUCUGUAAGGAGUCUCUUAAAGCAACAAUGGGAUAGAGUGCAUAAUUACUAUCGUGAAAUUAAAGCUUUACCUACAGUUGAACAAGAAACAAUGAAUAAUCUGCUACGACAACAUUCUCAGAAUCAUUCUACAGAUUUCAAUGUUUCUUGGGCAGUUUUUGAAUUGUAUACAAAAUAUGUUAGAAAUUAUCAAGAUGUGCUCAUAGCUCAUUUACAACAAGAUGCCGUCACUCGAUCAUACAGUAAUUAUAAAAUUUCAGAGCAAAACCCUUUUGAAAAAUCUUUUAUGUCUACAAAUACAGAAUGGAAUCCUGUGCAAAUUAUUCAAAUCCUUAUUGAAAUUAAACGAUGUUUAGAUAAUGUACAAACUAUUCAAACAUCAAGCAAUGAUAAAUAUCAUCAUUAUUAUCAUCAAAAUACAAUGCAUCCAAAUUUUAAUUCAUUUUUACCAAGUUCUACAAUAGUUGGUGAUAUUUCUGUUCCAUAUGGUUCAACAAAUGCAAUUUUCCGCCCUUCUGGUGCUACUACCACUACUACUACUAAUGUUGAUGUUGGUAAUUUUUCUCAACUUUCUUCUGCUCCAAGUCAAACUGCAACUGAUUGUUUAGAUACACUUCGUUCAUAUAACACAUUAACUACAGAAUUUGCUGGUGAUGAAACUAGUCGAUCUGCGCAUCAUUAUUAUUAUCAUCAUCAUUAUUAUCAUUAUCAUCCGAAUGAUGCACAAAUUAAUGAUAAUAAUAAUAAUAAUAAUAAUAAUAACACAUCACCGAAUAAACCGGCUGAUUUAUCUGCUCAUUCAACAGCUAUCAGUACAAAUGAUAUAUAUGCAGACAGUAUUUCUAAAUAUAAAGAUCCAUUAACCUAAAGAAAAAUAUCUUUCUACACAUAUACACUAGGUAAAAUUGGUUUUAAACUCCACUACUUUAUUAAUCUGUUUAUAAUAAUUUGUAGGUAAUGUUUUAUAGUCUUUUUUUUCUAAUGGAACAUAAAUCCAUUAUUAUCAUUCAAUGAAAUAGAAUUCAGUUUGUUCAUAAACUCGUUUGUUGGUUGAUUUGGAUUAAAUCAGAAUGUUUUGUUAUGAAUUUAUUUUCCUCCUUCUACACAAUCCGAUUAUUAUUAUUAUUAUUACUAUUCAUUUUUAUUUUACUUUAGGCCAUUCUGACUUGUACUGUUCCAUUGUUUAACACUAUCCAUAAAUUGUGCAAGAGUUAAUUAUUUCAGGCAAAUCACUUAACAAUUACAUUCAUUUGUACACUUUAACCAGUUAUAGUUAUUUUCUGUGUAUAGAUUUCAUUACUGCCUUGUUUUGUUCUGCUUUAUGUUAAGAGUUAUUUUCAUUUAGAAUCAAUAAAUAAAAGAUGGAUAAAUUUUGUACUAUGAUGCAUUUAUUCUUGUUUAGAACUUAUAGUCUCUUAAUUCCUUGGAUUGUAGUAUAUUAGACAGGUUGUUUUUCUUCAUAGACUUAUAUAUAUAAUUUACUCUUGUAUUCCUUUUCCCUACUUGUUUUCUGAUAUAUGUAUGCGUACUUACUAUCAGCGUGUUAUUGUUGCCGGUGAUGAUUUGUAUUUGUUUAUUUUCGUUUUCUUAGUUCUCAUGUUUUCCUCCAUUUGUGUCGUUUUAUUAUCUAAGAUAUACCCUUUUUUAUUUGGAUUCGUUUAUUUAUUUACUGUUUCUUGUGAAUAAAUAGCUGCUGUUAAUGUAUUCUCGCACCAUCCCCGCGCUACAAAGUUUACAUUUCGUAAAAAUCUGGGUUGGUUUGCUUCAAAAAAUGUAGUCUCGAUUUUCUUCUACACUGUUUUUCCUUUUUUGGUGAUAAACUGUUUUAAUGAUGAAAAUUCCCCCAGGUUCUUCUUUCUUAUUUUCUUAUCCAUUACUCCUUACUGUUACCAAGAUAAAAAUUUUCCAACUGAAUUUGAAAUCGUGUUAUGGUUUUAAUAUUAUUAUUACCCACUGAAUUGCCCUUUUAUUUAAUCCUGAAUUAAAAUAUGGCUUACAAUUAUGAACUUACAUAUGAUACUAAAUAGAAAUGUGUUGUCUAACUUUUUUCGUUUGUUAAAACGUGCCUUUGGGAAUGUUUAUUAAACUGUUGUGUCUAUUCUCCUUGGCUAGUAUUAAUUACAAUUAGUUUGCAUGAAUCCUAUAAUGACUAGUUAUUUACAAACAUUACUACAAAAUUUCUAAAAGUGUUGAUUAUAGUUGACCAUAUAUAAACUUAUCUAACUGAUUACUUAACUACUGCUGAUUGUACCAUUGACUUAGAGCUAUCACACGUAUAUAGUAUGGCGACUGAAAAUAUUACGGGAAUAUUCAAACUCAAAUAUAUACAGAUCCCACUGCAUAAUUGUUAAGUUUCAAUUCUACUAUUUAAAUCUAAAUCUAACUAGAAUAUUACCCAUUUUGUUGGAAUAUAUUAUGAUGAAUUUAGCUCAGACGCUUAAAACUUUGGCGUGGAAAGUAAAGGUAAUAAUAGCAUAGUGAU
Schistosoma bovis is the source of this 11093-nucleotide messenger RNA. NCBI's taxonomy places the organism in Eukaryota, Metazoa, Platyhelminthes, Trematoda, Strigeidida, Schistosomatidae. The record is from the annotation of a GenBank genome assembly.